Molecule: messenger RNA, 490 nt
Organism: Hibiscus syriacus
Lineage: Eukaryota; Viridiplantae; Streptophyta; Magnoliopsida; Malvales; Malvaceae
Product: poly(A) polymerase I-like
Exons: 4
Coding region: 83-472 (129 amino acids)
Biological process (GO): RNA processing
Molecular function (GO): RNA binding; nucleotidyltransferase activity
Source: RefSeq, a predicted model, not a curated record
ACCAGCACCUUGUCAUGGGAGCCGGCCGGGCAGCAAGGAGCGUACCAGCAACAAAACAUAACAUGACCUAACACAGAUAUCCAUGGCGAUUUUCAUGAGAGCAAAAAAGUUAUUCUCCACUUCUCUCAGAUCCUUUACUCGGUUUCAGAGGUGGAACCACACGUUAGGUGAAAGAAGUUUGCAAGGUGAAUUAUAUUCUGAAAUGGUUCCAGCGCCUAAUCCCGCGCUUCAACAAAUUGACACCUCAAAAUGGAAGAAGAUCCAAGCAAGCAAGGUGGGAAUAUCUGCUUCUAUGAUUUCGCAUCCGUCCUGGGUUGUAUUGAAUAUUCUUCAUAAAGGAGGGUUUGAAGCCUAUUUAGUUGGAGGCUGUGUCAGAGAUUUACUACUAAAUAGAAUACCUAAAGAUUUUGAUGUGAUUACCACUGCAAAUCUGAAACAAGUUUGGUCACAAUUUUCUUGGUAUUCUUCUUAGUUAGAAUUUAUAGGGUAA